Messenger RNA from Aspergillus nidulans FGSC A4, 1290 nucleotides. RefSeq lists its product as uncharacterized. Bases 1 to 1290 code for a protein of 429 amino acids. The record is from RefSeq and is a predicted model, not a curated record. Lineage: Eukaryota; Fungi; Ascomycota; Eurotiomycetes; Eurotiales; Aspergillaceae. The transcript has 4 exons.
AUGGCUGCAGCUGCUGUUGACACUGCCCCUGCGCAGUCUCCCUCUCCUUCAGACGUCAAGCCCAACAGUGUUACCAAUUCUGUACCUUCAGAGCUUGUCGAAUUUCCACACUACAGAGAACUUCAGAGGAACUUGCGCAACAAUGUGAAGAAGCUGAACGCUACCUCCAAAGUGGACGCCGUCAUCGCCAACAACCCCGACAAGACGCUCGACGAGCUCGUUGCGGAGAAGAAGAUCAACGAGGAUCAAAAGGCACAGGCACUGAAGAAACCUGUUCUUCAGGCCACCAUUGCGCAGCUGGAGGAGCAGAUUGCGCACUACAAGGAGUUUGCGACAUUCUACGAACAGCGUCUGGCCAGCCAGAAGGCGGAGCUCGAGAAGGCGCACAAGGAGGUGGAGGCUCUGCGGGAGAAGGCUGCCACUGCAACACCGGCACCCGCAGAGCAAACACCUGAAGUAAAGAAGGAGGAUGCCGCUCAGCAAUUGCUGAGCGUGAGCAGGUUCCUGAGCACUGCUGCCAUCAGAAGACAUCGUGGUGAGGACGAGACUACGGCUGAGAGUCGUGCCUUCGAAGGUGUCCUCGCCCAGGUCUACGGAGGCCACCUCGAUGCAGUUGCCUCGAUGCAGAAACUCAUUGAUGGAGCCGAUGAGAAGGUUGUCAGUGUUGACGGCGAGAAGCUUGAAGUCACCUUCGCUCGUGUUAAGCAGCUCUCCGAACAGGAGACAGUCGCGUCAGCCGCUUCGCAGCCCGCUCCAGAGGCCGCGACCGAUCCCACUACAGCCAACGCCGCUUCCACCGAACUUCAGGACCCGGUAUAUGUCACUGAAGCUGCUAUAGACAACGCCGCCACCGCCUCCACAAAUGAGGCUGAGAGCGUUGCUCCGCCGCCGCAGACACUUGUUGGGGAAGGUGCAAACGCGGUCGCUGAAUCCGCAUGGGAGCCGAACAGCGACCCUCUUGCCUCUUCCACGAACACUGAGGGCUUUGUAGAGAUCCCUCGUGACCCGGCUGAGACGGAAACUGGCCUCCAGGCGACUCCGGCCAACAUAACCGCCGACGUUGCCUCCGAGGACGCAGAAAAAACUGAAAACGACUUUGAGCAGGUGGGCAGCCGCCACCAAAGGCAGUCUAGCUUCCGAGGUCGGGGCCGCGGUCGUGGUCGUGGAGGCGAUAAUUUCCGGGGUCGUGGCCGUGGUGACUUCCGUGGUCGUGGCCGCGGCCGCGGCCGCGGCGGCCGUGGACGUGGAGGACCUAACGGAGCACCCGCUGCCACCCCGGCUGCUCAGUAA